AUGUCAUAUGUAUACACGAGUAAACAAUUUUUUACCGUAGUGACUGUACGCUACUGGAAAGUCUCCCUGCUUGGCAUGAUCCAGAAGCCCCACUCUCACUCACGAAUUGCAUGUAAGAGCAGCGUACGACUGCUCCGCCUGUUCCUCGGCGAUCCUGCACGUAUCGAGAGGGUUUUGGAUGCCGAGCCUUCCGAUGGCUCAUGA
Molecule: messenger RNA, 204 nt
Organism: Plenodomus lingam JN3
Lineage: Eukaryota; Fungi; Ascomycota; Dothideomycetes; Pleosporales; Leptosphaeriaceae
Source: RefSeq, a predicted model, not a curated record